This is a messenger RNA of Melanaphis sacchari, 2689 nucleotides long. It is a transcript of the gene aPKC, whose product is annotated as atypical protein kinase C. Gene Ontology annotation, molecular function: ATP binding; protein serine/threonine kinase activity. Gene Ontology annotation, biological process: protein phosphorylation; establishment or maintenance of cell polarity. NCBI's taxonomy places the organism in Eukaryota, Metazoa, Arthropoda, Insecta, Hemiptera, Aphididae. The record is from RefSeq and is a predicted model, not a curated record. The transcript has 12 exons. The coding region runs from base 187 to 2193 and encodes 668 amino acids.
AAGGGCGGACAUUUUGAUUUGAUUUUUACUUGUUAAUUAUAUUUUUAAAUCAUUACGGUUUUCUGAUUCAUACAGCUUUACCCUUGCUUUUUUUUUUUUAUUCAACAGACUUUAAUUGUACUUAAUUUUUAACACCCAUUUUUGAGUUUCAUAAGUGUAAAAAAAAUAAAAAUAAAUUAGUCCACUAUGGCUUGGGGCUAUUGGAGUGCAUCAACUGUUUCUGACCGAGGCAAGUCACCAAAACGGCAAUCGUCAUCUUUGGGUUUUUAUAAUCAUCAUGUACCAAUUUCCACCCCAGCUCCUCCAUCUACAUCAUAUUACCAACAUCAGCCCUUGCACAGCACUAGUAGUUUUGGUUCCAUAGAAGAUGAUGAUUAUCAUCAUAACUCUACAUUUAACCGUCGUCCUUCACUAGGAGAUAUAGAAUUCACAGGGCCGGGUUCAUUAUCUUUAUUGUUGAAUCAGGCUAUUCCUCCUUCUCGGCCCAGAACACCACCACCACGUCAUUUGUAUGCUCCACCCACUUCACUAAGUUUACCAGAUUCGUGUGGAUCAAAUAUGGCUAUGCGUCAAAACAUAAAUUGUUUUGGUUACCAAUCUACUCCUAUUGUACAACAUUAUCCUUGCAGUGUUCAUGACCCAUCACCAUCUCCUUCUAUAUCUGAUGAUGAAGACCAUGUUUACGCCACAGUUUUUCCUAAUGUUCCACCAGCACCAGGAAUGCCUUGUCAAGGAGAAGACCGUAGUAUAUAUAGACGUGGAGCCAGAAGAUGGAGAAAACUAUAUCGAGUGAAUGGACAUAUUUUUCAACCUAAAAGAUUUAACAGGCGAGCAUUUUGUGCAUAUUGUCAUGAUCGAAUUUGGGGAUUAGGAAGACAAGGAUUCAAAUGUAUUCAAUGCAAAUUGCUUAUCCACAAAAAAUGUCAUAAACUUGGUAAAAAAACUUGCACUAAUGAUCCUAUAGUUAUCGAUGACACCAAUGGUGAUUCACAAACGUCUCUAAGUACACCUAGUUCUGAUACUGCCUUGCCCGAUUUAAAAGAUUAUUCUGAUCAAAAUUCUGUUAUUGAUCAAUCAGCCGAUUCUGUACCCAUUGAAGAUCCACAAGCUAAAACAGGUGAUGAAGAAGUCGGAGUUUCACGUCAAUAUUCUAUUGCUGAUUUUGAGCUAAUUAGGGUUAUUGGUCGUGGAAGUUAUGCUAAGGUGUUAAUGGUUGAACUCAAAAAAACAAAAUGCAUUUAUGCUAUGAAAGUUAUAAAAAAAGCACUCGUUACAGAUGAUGAAGAUAUUGAUUGGGUUCAAACAGAAAAACAUGUUUUUGAAACUGCCUCUAACCAUCCAUUUUUAGUCGGUCUCCAUUCUUGCUUCCAAACUGCCAGCCGUUUAUUUUUUGUGAUUGAAUUUGUUCGUGGAGGUGACUUAAUGUUUCAUAUGCAAAGGCAAAGACGAUUGCCUGAAGAACAUGCUAGAUUUUAUGCUGCAGAAAUUAGCUUAGCUUUAAAUUUUUUGCACACUAAAGGUAUAAUAUAUCGAGAUUUAAAAUUGGAUAAUGUGCUACUUGAUCAUGAGGGCCAUAUAAAAUUGACGGAUUAUGGAAUGUGCAAAGAAGGAAUAAGGCCUGGAGAUACAACUUGUACAUUCUGUGGUACUCCAAAUUAUAUUGCUCCAGAAAUUUUAAGAGGAGAAGAUUAUGGAUUUAGUGUGGAUUGGUGGGCUUUAGGAGUGCUUUUGUAUGAAAUGUUAGCUGGUAGAAGUCCAUUUGAUAUUGCUGGUGCAUCAGAAAAUCCUGAUCAAAAUACUGAAGACUAUCUAUUUCAAGUUAUUUUGGAAAAAACUAUACGUAUUCCAAGAUCACUCUCUGUUAAAGCAGCAUCAGUUUUGAAAGGAUUUUUAAAUAAAAAUCCUGUGGAUCGUUUGGGUUGUAAUCGAGACACUGGAUUCUAUGAUAUCAUUACUCAUCCAUUCUUUAAAUCUAUUGAUUGGGAAAUGUUAGAACAAAAACAAGUUAGUCCUCCUUAUAAACCAAGACUAGAUUCGGAUCGUGAUCUUGCAAACUUCCCACCAGAAUUUACAGAUGAACCUGUUCAUUUAACACCUGAUGAUCUACGUGUCAUCGAUAAAAUCGAUCAGUCCGAAUUUGAGGGUUUUGAAUACGUGAACCCGUUGCUCAUGUCGCAAGAAGACAACGUGUGACACGAGGAGGACUGCGACGAUUACGUCGCAUCUCAUAAUAUACAGCAUUACCAUCACGAAGCCGACUGUCCCUGUUCGACGACUAUCGACUCGCCCCCAGACAACGGCAGGCCGCCGUCUAGGGGAUGGUUCUGCUUACCGCUCCGAUAAGUACACUCCCCCCUCAUUUUAAAAAAAAGCCCCAAAAAAAUGUGAUUACUAUAAAAAUACAAAUCCGCCGAUGACGACGGCCAUAUUUAUUUUAUAUAUUAUUAUUAUAAAUAUUUAAUUAUUUGAUUAUUAUUAUUAUAAAUAGUUAUUCGCGUGUCCGUCGCCGGCAUCGACGGUUUUCAAUGGCUCAACUUAUUCCGACAAUUUAUCAUUUUCGGUUUGGACUUUUAAUUCGUUUACAAAACCAAAUUCUAAAAAGUUUUUGUUCCUCUUCGAUUAUCACAUAUUACUCGCUUUAUUUUCCAUUUUAUACAAAAAAAUAUAUACAUAAUAUGUUAUAUUUACG